This is a messenger RNA of Cavenderia fasciculata, 2322 nucleotides long. RefSeq lists its product as uncharacterized. NCBI's taxonomy places the organism in Eukaryota, Evosea, Eumycetozoa, Acytosteliales, Cavenderiaceae. Bases 1 to 2322 code for a protein of 773 amino acids. The transcript is spliced from 9 exons. The record is from RefSeq and is a predicted model, not a curated record.
AUGUCAAAAAGUAUACAAUCAUUCAUCAUGAUUGUACUACCAUUGAUGGUUGUUACACUACUUUCAAUGUUUGGUGGUGUCAAUGCUAUAGCACAACCCCCACUACUUCCUAAUCAAUUGCCAAAGGUUCAAUAUUUGGUUCAACUAUUUCAAUUACAGAGUCUGUAUCCAGACACGGCAUCAUAUUGUCAAGACCCACCACUAGGCCCACACUUUAUAUGUGUUCCUACCAAUAUAACACAACAAUCGAUUAUGACUCAGAUAAAUCUUACUGGUACAGGUGUCGAAGUACUCCCAUCAAAUCUAAUUACAAAUCAAGAUUUUGGUAUACUCUUUUCAUUAUCUUUAAAAGAUGUGAUUGUUUCAGAUGUAUUUUUUAGAGGUGUUUUAAAUGCAACUACUGAAUUUACAUGUAUAAAUUGUAAUAUUCAAUCAUUUCCACCACUUAGUAAUUCUAUGACGACUAUAUUAUCCUAUUUAAAGUUGGUUGAUAAUCCUAUAUCGGGGCCUAUCAAUAUAACAAAUAGUCUUUUAGGAAAAAUCAUCAUCUAUUCAACCAACACUUCACAUAUACGAGACACUAAUUUUAUUCUUGAAAAUACAAACACUGCUUUAAAAUAUUUAGAGAUUCAAACCAAUACCAUUGGUUUUUCAAUAUCACAAGUUCCAAAUCUUUUAUUUUUGACUAUUUAUUUUGGACCAAAUUUUGAUAUUGACACAAUUGAUGAAAAUUUUAAAUAUAUUGGACAUGAUCUUAACUUGAUUGUAUUUAAAGAUUUAUUUCCAAAUCCAAUGAAAACCUAUUUAUUCCCAAAUAUAAAUUUAAUCAAUUGUACAGCCGGGCUUGAAUUUUAUGAUAUCAACUUUCAAGGUGCAAAAAAUGUAGUUGAUCUCUCACAAUCACCAAAUCUUAGAACUUUAACCAUUAAAAACUCACCACUACUUGAUGAUGUUGUUUAUCCAGUUGGUGUUGGUAAAUUAUUUACUUUAAUGACAAUAUCAAAUUGUGGAUUAAAAGGAUACCCACAAUUUGAUGUUUAUUUCAAGAUGCCAGCAAUUAUAUUAGCGAAUAAUACCAUUUCACAACAACCACCGGUAUUGAAUGUUUUGGAUGUUGUGCCAGUUUCUGAUAAUCCGUCGACCAUUGAUUUCUCACACAAUCAAGCAACUGGACACUUGGACAAUAGUUGGUGUUAUGUUUCAUCAGACGUUAGAAACAACCAAUUGAGCGGACCUCUGCCAAACUGUUUUAUAUGUCAUGCAAUAAGGGACCCAUAUAUAGCAGCGUCGCUUGAAAACAACCAAUUCUCAAAUUGGCCCAUUCAAACUGGUCAGAAUACAACAUGUGAUUACCGUGUCAUACAACCAAUCAAUUAUAUGGAGGGGUCACUCUUUUUGACGCUGUUGGUUGUCAAUGGAGGAUGGAGCCCUUAUUUCGAGUCAUCGUAUUGUCGUUUGUUGUCGUCGCAAAUACCCAACUACUCGUAUUCGUGCAAGGUGAAUGCCUCGAUUGCUAGUCAAAUCAUGGCACAGGGAUACUUGCCCGUGACAUUCCCCGACACGCAACAAACUGUAAAUAUGGCAAUCAAGAUUGUUCCACCGACUAUUGAAAAGGUUAAUCAGUUUGUAGUCACCUUUCAAAAUACAAUGACACUCACCUACUUUGUCGAAGAGUUUCAAGAACCUGCCAACAGGACAUUUGCCGAUAUUCCCAUGUUCCUCGAUAAAGGUGCUUUAAAGAUGACCGUCAAUAUCACCAACUGGCCGUACCUCUCAUCAACCAACAAUAUCCAACUAUUAAUUGAAUCGUUUUCGAUGGGUAACCAUAGUUGUGAAGGCAGUGAAAUUGGUCGAUCGAUUACGACCAACUCUACAGCCAACUCGCUGCAAUACAUUAUGAUUGAAAGAAAUGGAAAGACUCUUUACGGUAGAUUCUUGGAUCGUGUACUAUCAGACAAUCGAUCAACCUUUUCACAAACGCUUGUUGUCAACCAAACCACUGAAAGUCUAUUCGUUGCCAUUAAUCUUCCCUAUGGUACGGAAUUGUUAAUUGACCCAGAUUUUAGUGUCAUCCUAUCUCGACCUGAUGACAUUGACCAAGAUGAAUGUUCUGCAUCCAACAAAAGUGAUAGACAAUGGGUUAUAGUAUCUGUAUCUGUAGUGGUAUCAGUAGUUGGUGUGUCACUACUCAUCAUCUCGGUUGUCAUUAUCAAAAAGAAACUUAUCAUCUCUUUCCGUAAUGGAUUUAAUAUUGUAUAUCGUGGUAAUUCAAAUGCUUCUUCAAAUGAAUCAAAAUUAAAACCUUUAAAUUCUGAUCUCUAA